GAGAAAUUCUUGUCAAGACUUUUGUUUUCCUUUUCUCUCUCUCUCUCUUUCUUUUUUUACAAGGUACACAUGUCCUGUAAAGUAGAUGUUGUCAGUCAAAUACGCGAUUUGCAGUCAUUUAUUGAUGAUUUUGCUUCUGAAGGAACCACUGCACUAGGUGAUCCAGAAAAAAUACAGAUAACAGAGGAACCUAUCAUGCUCCAAAAACCAAAUGAAAAGACUCUGGACGACAUAGAGCAGACUCGAGAAGAAAAGACUCUGAUUGAAUCAAGCCCUGUACCUGAACCACUCUCUUUUCUUUCAUGCGAUUUGAAUUUAUCCGAGGAUUUUACAUCACUUGUAAACCAAUUUAAACAACUGAAAGUUCCUGCUGUAGUUAUACCUAAAGAGAAUUGUCAGAUGGAGUCUGUUAUCAUUACUGCUUCAGAUUCACCUAUUCCCGAAGACAUGCAUUCACAGCAAUCUUUUUAUUCACAGCAACAGAAAUCCCAGACUUCUAGACGCCCUUCUUCUGCAUCCAGUAAAAAAUCAACAAAGAGCGGCAAAAGUCAAAAGAGCAUUCGAAGUGCAAGACGUUUACAAAGUGAGAGAAAACUCCAGCAACAAUCACAACAAUCCUUACAAGAAUCAAUACAAAAGAAACCAUCAAGUACGCAGAAAUAUGUGGAAAGAUCUUAUGAUGAAAUGAUGCGUAUACCAGAUAUUUACGAGAGAUUAUCAUUUUAUGAAAAGACAUUGGACUUGUGCCUUAAAGAAGAAUCGCCUUUUAAAAGCUGGGUUAGUUCUAAUCAAGAGAAGGGCAAGCCUCAGCCUUUAUUGGAAGAUUAUGUACCUCCCAUUCGUACACCUGAAAUGUCACGCUCCAACAACUCCUCCAUUCAUUUUGGUUCUCAUAUGUCUGGUAACAUGAGUUCAAGCUUUAGUGGAUCUAUUUCUAUGUUCUUAAAGAAAGCCACUAUCGGUAGUACAUCUUUUCAUUCACCCCACAAUAGUAAUUUUAAGCGACCCAAUCAAGAAAACAAACCGUUUUUAGCAAACCAGAAUUAUGUGCAUACACCUCAAGUGACGACAGGUGGAAGUGGGAUUUUUGGUCGGUCUAUCAGUCGAUUUAACUUGAUUGCAACCAGAUCAACUCAACUGCCUCGAUAUACUCAGCCAACAAAGCCCAGUCAUAAUAGAAUGACACCAAUUUUAAACAAUCGAGUAGGGGCAACUCCAACAGCUUCAAAAAAAAUUAAUGCAAGACCAUCACCAUUAAAUACAAAUAGAAGGAUCAAGACGUCGCCUUCUUCCCUUAUUAAUACGCCUACAUCUAGUGCUAGCUCACCUAGCUCCUUUUAUGGUCCCAAAAGCUCUUCUACAAAUAGCAGUGAUAGCAACGUUCGCCAUGAUAACAUGGAAGGAAUAGAUUAUCUUACCACUGUUUUACCGCAGAUUGACAUAAGGAUCUUACAAAAGGCUUUAGAAGAAGCGAAUGGUGAUUCAAUGGUAGCUAUUUCAACAGCUGUCAGCCUUAGCAAACAAGCAAACAAACGAGCCAAUAAAUGGUCCUAAAUCAAGAAAAUUAAAAGUCUAAUAAAACAUAUGCUUCCUUG
This is a messenger RNA of Gilbertella persicaria, 1595 nucleotides long. RefSeq lists its product as uncharacterized. The transcript has 3 exons. NCBI's taxonomy places the organism in Eukaryota, Fungi, Mucoromycota, Mucoromycetes, Mucorales, Choanephoraceae. The coding region runs from base 70 to 1554 and encodes 494 amino acids. The record is from RefSeq and is a predicted model, not a curated record.